Scatophagus argus is the source of this 4342-nucleotide messenger RNA. It is a transcript of the gene rufy3, whose product is annotated as RUN and FYVE domain containing 3. Lineage: Eukaryota; Metazoa; Chordata; Actinopteri; Scatophagidae. Gene Ontology annotation, cellular component: cytoplasm. The record is from RefSeq and is a predicted model, not a curated record. Gene Ontology annotation, molecular function: metal ion binding. The coding region runs from base 790 to 2709 and encodes 639 amino acids. The transcript has 18 exons. Gene Ontology annotation, biological process: regulation of axonogenesis.
AGAAGCAUUCAUAUCCAGGAUCUUUGGCUUUGUAGCCCUCUUUACUCUGCUGUUGCUGUUUUGCUAUUCUGCUGCAGCCAGCUCAAUAAUUGCAUUGUCAAAUAACAGGCCUCUGUUUCAGGUCAGGGGACAUGCUGUUGAUGCUUGAGAGACAGAUGAGUCCUCUGCUGCAUCAUUAGCAUUGGCUGAGUACUCUAGGGGCCCCCCUACCCCCACCCCCUUUUCUUUUUGUUUUAACGCAUGCACCAUCUGCUCACGUGACAUUGUGUUGCUGUACCCAGCACUGCUGUCAGCCAUCUUGGUCAACACCCACCCAGUGCAUUCACUGCGGUGCACAGUCCAAUCAGAGCAAACCGGUGCUAAGCUGACCAGAGGAGGUCUGUGAUUUUCAGCACGGUGCUCUCUUGCAUUUUAAAUCCCCAGUCUGCACAAAAGAGGGAUAAGAGGUUGAAAAGGAGGAGGAGGUUUGGAGGAGGAGAGGGCAGGGCAGCCUUCCCCAAGACAGCAGCAUAUUUCACUCAGCUGUAACGAAGAGGAGAGGAGGAUGCAGGCUUGAAGAGGAGGAAAAGCAGCUCCCUUUCAAACACCUGCUGAAAGCUGCUCUGGGCCUUCCCUGUCUUGGCCUUUUAUCCUUUUUUGUUGCUCAUUUCAUCCUCUCUGAUUUCUUCUUCUCUUUGACUCUUUUUUUUUGGGGGGGGGGGUCCUUUUACCGGUUUCUGGAACAAAAGCUGCUGCGCCUUUUUUCCCUCCUCGGUGGUGUUGGUUUUGCCUCACAUCAGCUGAGUCAUCAUGUCUGAUCUGACGCCUCAGAGCGAAACCCCGACUCCCACCACCGACAAGAUCACCCAGGCUGCGCGGGAGACCAUUUAUCUCUGCAACUUUCGCGUGUCUGUCGAUGGCGAGUGGCUUUGCCUUCGCGAGCUCAACGACAUUUCCCUCACCCCAGACCCAGAGCCAGCCCAUGAAGAUCCCAAGGACCCCAUCGCGAUUGAAAGGCUUAACUUGAUGAAUAUGGCCAAACUGAGCAUCAAAGGCCUCAUUGAGUCUGCUCUCAACCUUGGACGCACGCUUGACUCUGACUAUGCACCUCUCCAGCAGUUCUUUGUUGUGAUGGAGCACUGCCUGAAACAUGGAUUGAAAACCAAGAAGACUUUCCUGGGGCAGAACAAGUCAUUCUGGGGGGCAUUGGAGCUGGUCGAGAAGCUGACGCCUGAGGCAGGAGAGAUCACUGCCAGUGUAAAAGACCUGCCCGGCCUCAAAACUCCUUUAGGAAGAGGGCGUGCCUGGUUACGACUGGCUCUGAUGCAGAAGAAGCUCUCUGACUACAUGAAGACCAUCAUCAACAGAAAGGACCUGCUCAGCGAGUUCUAUGAGCCGAAUGCGUUGAUGAUGGAGGAGGAGGGAGCUGUCAUCGCUGGGCUGCUCGUUGGGCUAAAUGUCAUUGAUGCCAAUCUGUGUAUGAAGGGAGAGGACCUGGACUCUCAGGUUGGCGUGAUUGAUUUUUCAAUGUACCUGAAAGAUGGUGGACACAGUAGUAAGAGUGCAGAGGGCGAUGGUCAGAUCACAGCAAUUCUCGAUCAGAAAAAUUAUGUGGAAGAGCUGAACAGACACUUAAGUGCAUCAGUAAAUAACCUCCAGGCCAAGGUGGAUGCUCUGGAGAAGUCCAACACAAAGCUAACAGAAGAGCUUGCAGUGGCAAAUAACAGGAUCAUCACUUUACAAGAAGACGUGGAGAGAGUAAAGGAGGAGAGCUCAUACCAGCUGGAGUCCAGGAAGGCCUUAAGAAGUGACUCAACACCAGAUGGACAAGCACUGGGUGAAACACGCAAGCAGCUCAAAGAGGAAACUUUGCUUCGACUGGAUGUGGAGAAAGAGCUGGAGGUGCAGAUCGGGAUGAAGCAGGAGAUGGAGCUGUCCAUGAAGAUGCUGGAGAAAGACAUCUGUGAGAAACAGGACGCUCUGGUUGAGCUCCGACAGCAGCUGGAGGACCUUCGUGUCAUCAACCAACAGCUUAGCCACAAGGCGCAGAGUGCAGAUGUCAGCUCAAAACAGAAGGGUGAAGCUAUCACUCACCUGGAGGAGAAAAUAAACCAGAUGACAGGGACUGUGAAACAGAUGGAGACCAGAUGCAAACAGGCUGAGAGAGAGAGGGAUCUGGCUGUAGAGGCCAACCGACUCUUCAAACAGGACUUUGGAGACAAAAUAGAGAGUCUUCAGGCGGAGGUGGAGCAGCUGAGGAAGCACAGGUAUAAUCUGGAGCUGGAGCUGAGAAAAGAGCGAGAGCGAAGGAGUGAACAUCAUGUCAGCGCUGCUUCCAGACAGGCCAGCACUCCUCGGAGGGAGAGGAGACUCCCAGAGAACAUACCAAAACAGUGUCCUCCAGAAUCCCCAUCAGUCAAAAGGGACAAUGAACAGUUCCAGACAGGAGCAGAGGACAAAACAAGUCUGAGCUCCAGCUUGUCCUUGUCACACCAUGAGGAUGAACAGGACGAAUCGUUUGUGGAGAUCAGUCAGCCUUCCCUCUGUACGAUGUGUGAAGAGGACGACUCCCUCCUGAAGACAAAGAAACAGUGUAAGAACUGCAGUGGGGUUUUCUGUGAGAGCUGUGUGCGCAACGAGCUGCCGUUACCUUCCUCCAUUCUCCCAGAGACUGUGUGUAAAGCCUGCUAUUCUCUGCUACUCCAACAAUACGUUUCAACACCAACUUGAAACAACUGUACAUUUUACUGCUUUACACGGUGAUCAGACACAUGGAAACCAGAGGCAUUGAUUUGUAAAACUGGCACUGCAAAAACGCACUUUUUGACUUCAUGCCUUGAGGCACUGAAUGAUGAAAGAUCUGAUGAAGUCCUGUGAGUUCUGAACUUGCAUUUUAGUUACUUUAAGUUAGUCUUGUCCAAAUAUAUGCCAUUCAGAGCUGUUUAGAUGCAGGUUUUCAGCACACGUUUAGCCAUACUUCUUCCUUUUCUGGUUGAAAAUGUGAGUUGAGCUGCUGUGGAUUUUUUUGUGUGUGUGUGUGAAAACCUGCAACUCCAGAAAUCUGAAAAUGGCACCUGAUUAUCAAAAUCUAACUUGAAUCAAAAACUGACUUUUCACAAUGUCCACUAAGUGGAUUAUUGAUUAGAAGGUCGAGCGGCAAUAUUUUUGACCUCAGUUUUAAAAGAUGAAAAAGGAAAAACUGGACUUUUUUGUCAUGUCUCUGUAAUUUUAACCCUAACUGCUCUCAGUUAUAGCACAGAAGCUAAUUAUACACAAUUCAGUAUGUGAUGUAUGCAGUGAUGAAUGAAACCUUUCAUUCUGUCAUUCAGAUGAAACAUUGAUUUUUUUCACUCUUUUUAUUCUCAAAGUGGUAUCUGAUUCAGGGAACUGCUGACAAAAUCAAAUAUUCCAAACCUAACCUAACCAAAUGCUUUAUUAUACUAUGAUAUUAAACACAAUUAAAGAUCAGGAAAAGACAAAUACUGAAGUUUUAUCAAACGUUAUUACAACCAAAAUCCUGGACUGCAAGAGUUGAAGAGUCUCUUAUCAAACUAUCGAUACAUAAUGGACAUAUCAUCCAGCUUUGGUGUUCAGACUGCAGAGGAGAUCUGAUGUAUGUGAAAGGAAUGGUUUGACAUUUUGGGGAGCAAGCUUAUUCUUGAUAUGAUUCUCAUGUCUGUCUGUUCAGUAUGAAGCUAGCAGUCAGUUAACUUAGCUUAGCACAAAGACUGGAAACGUGGAGGAAACAGGUAGCCUAGCUGGAGUCUUGAAUGGGCUAAUGAGCAGGUAGGCUCUUGGCUUUGUGACUGAGCCAUACAGUCUUUAUGCUAAGCUAACUGGCUCACUGCUGCGACUUUAUAUCUACCAUACAGACACAAGCAUUUCUCCCAAAACGUCAGAUGGUUCCAUUGAGUUCAGAAAACUGAAUAUACUCGGUAUCAUUUUCUUUAAUGCUGUUGCUGUUGUGUUCUGUAUUAGUUGUAGCAUUAGUGGCAUAAACAAAAUGACUUAAAAAUCACCUGCUGACAGUUCAUAUUUUGUCACAUCAGAGUCUGGUUUAUCUCACAGCCUGUCAGUUAAAUCAAAAAAUUCAGCAUUCAGAUAUUUAGGUUCUAGUCUUUACUCUGGAUUAUUAUCAUUAUCAUUCUUUUUUUGGAUGUCAUAACAUAAUGGCACUUUUAAAUGCAAAGCUGAUUUGAAAUGGGCAUAUCAGUGCAUCUUUAUAACAGCUGUUUUUUAUUUUUUGUUGAUUUAUAUGAAGAAUAAGUAGAAGCUCAGUUAAACAUCUAGUUGUUCUUGUUGAAGCCAAUUAACAAGAGAUGGAAAUGCUUCUUAAGCAACAAUAAACUUUUAUAAAAUUUUA